This is a messenger RNA of Gallus gallus (chicken), 903 nucleotides long. RefSeq names its product calumenin-like. Gene Ontology annotation, cellular component: endoplasmic reticulum. Gene Ontology annotation, molecular function: calcium ion binding. The record is from RefSeq and is a predicted model, not a curated record. Lineage: Eukaryota; Metazoa; Chordata; Aves; Galliformes; Phasianidae.
GGCGGAGCGGAGCGGCGGAGAGAGGGGCGGCGGCGGCGGAGCGGCGGCCGGCGGUCCACCAUGAGCACCCUGGAGCUGCUGCUUUGCCUCUCUCUGUGCGUGGCGUGCGUGGCCAGCAAACCCACGGAGAAGAAGGAGCGCGUUCACCACGAGGCCCCGCUGAGCGACAAAGCCCACGACGACGCUCAGAGCUUCGAUUACGACCACGACGCCUUCCUGGGGGCCGACGAGGCCAAAACCUUCGACCAACUGACGCCGGAGGAGAGCAAGGAGAGGUUGGGCAAAAUCGUCGUGAAGAUCGACAGCGACCAGGACGGCUUCGUGACGGUGGAGGAGCUGCGGGAGUGGAUUAAGUUUGCGCAGAAGAGGUGGAUCUAUGAGGACGUGGAGCGGCAGUGGAAGGGCCACGACCUCAACGGGGACGGCACCGUGUCCUGGGAUGAGUACCGCAACGCCACCUACGGCUCCGUCCUGGACGACCCCGACCCGGACGACGGCUUCAACUACAAGCAGAUGAUGGUGAGGGACGAGCGGCGCUUCAAGAUGGCCGACCGCGACGGCGACAUGGCGGCCACCAAGGAGGAGUUCACCGCCUUCCUGCACCCCGAGGAGUACGACUACAUGAAGGACAUCGUGGUGCAGGAGACGAUGGAGGACAUCGAUAAGAACGGCGACGGCUUCAUCGACCUCGAGGAGUACAUCGGCGAUAUGUACAGCCACGACGGGGAGGCGGAGGAACCCGAAUGGGUGAAGACGGAGCGGGAGCAGUUCGUGGAGUUCCGCGAUAAGAACCGCGACGGGAAAAUGGACCCGCGGGAGACGCGCGAUUGGAUCCUCCCCGCCGAUUACGACCACGCCGAGGCCGAAGCGCGGCACCUCGUCUACGAGUCCGACCGCGACAAG